AUGGCUCUUGGACAAGCUCUCCUCACCAAGCCUCCAGGGGUUCAGAAACCACAAACCCGGGUACAGGAGGUUUCCCAGAGCAAGGCAGAUGCUAGCAGUUUAGAUCAGCAGCUCAGACUUGAGCAAAGUCUUGAGGUUGUUCAAACUCUUCUUGGAGCUUCGGUAUGCCUUGCACAUCAUCUGCCAAUAAUAGACCGGUUUAAACGAACUGCUGACUGUGGAAAGAUUGGCUGUCUCUCAUUCCUCCGGUGGGAUUACAAUCCCGAUUGCUUAUGUUUUGUGGACAAUGCUAAAUUCACCUGUGGUUAUCAGUGGCCUUCUUCCGGAGGAAUGUUUUGUGGAGAAACGUUACGGAGGCAGCUCCUCAACUGCAGUUAGCUAUCGCUCAUUCACGAGUGACCUUGACGAUGAAGCAUUGUUUAAGAAGGGUACUAACGGGACUCGUAUAAAGAGGUUGAGAAGAGGGUAUUCGUGCGAAGCGGACCAACUCCUGGAUUGGCUUGUAAGAGUUCCUAUUUUUCUACAUUAUUUUGUUUUGAAGCAAUCCUAAUGGUUUAUCUGGGCAGGAAACCGGAAUAUUUGAUGCCCUCCGCCGAGGCUAUCUCAAGGCAGUCCAACUAGCGAUAUAUGUUGACGAUAAACACCCUGACAUUGUUGUGGAGUCGUACACUUUCUCGUUUACCUAUCGUGAAAAGGAUGAUGGUCCCUCGAUUAGCCUUAAGGUCACAGACAUGCAUGGGAAUGGGGUCACCGCCAACGAUGCAAAUAAAAACCUUCAGCUAAUGAUCAGAAGGCUUAUUGUCAUUACUCAGGUGAGUUACUAUUCGUCAUGGAAGUAUCCAGCAAUUCAUUGACUCUCGUUUACAGAAUCUCCCUCCACUACCUGGUAAGGAUUUGCCAAAUCUCCGGUUGCUAAUUCAUGAGCUACUACUUACUCCACCAAGACAAGCGUUGGCUCACCCUUCGUCUGCAUUAUCUGGAAGGAACUCCAAAGGACUAUGAUCCCCCAAACUUUUACCGGCUCCCACCCACUGCAUUUCCCCUCAGAAUCCGUGAGAACGGAUCUGGGGCGGUUGAGAAACUUGACUGCGGUGAACUGAAUGCUGGAUAUCAUACGUCUGUGCGCCGCUGGUGAAUCUUGAAAUCAUACGGCUGAUAUUUCCUACACAGCGUUACUCUCAAAGUAUCUAGUCUAAGUGAAGUCGAUCCGGAGGAACGGCCGAGGAGACGACGAGGCUCAAAGUUUAUCGCUAUAGAUGCGGACAUAGUGCAGCCUCAUCCAAGGGCUGACGGGUUGUCUGAGAAUGAAAAGAAUGGAUCAGAUACUCAAAAAAUACCCGGCACGCAUGAAGGGGCUCCAGCUACCAUCCCUCUGCCCCGUGAGGCCGAAUCUGUGGAAGAACAAAGAGCAUCCCCAAAUACGAGCUGUAAUCCCCGGACAUUAUCAGAAUCCGGUUCAACUAGCCGAUUUCCAGGACGGGAAACGCAAGAGAGGUUAGCCAUUCGAAGUAUGCUUGUUACAUCCAAGCCAGGUAGCGAGAUACCUGAGACGCAGCCGUGUAAUCUCGGUCUUGAACGAACUCGAAAUCUGCCUGUGGAGCGUUCCACUAGGCCUUCCGCCAUUACUGACAAGCGUCCUCGACCGGAAAAUCUGGCCACACAGCUGCAGGAACCCCCAGGACCUCCUCGGGCUGGAGAACGGGCUCCCAAAGCCGAUGCCACGCCAUCCCCUGGGCAGCGGAUCCCAUUAGGGGAACUGAAUGGUAUAAACCCCUCUGCGCCUCAAAAAGUGCCAGAAAUGAUACCGCCCCGAGACGCCGACCACUCUAGAGAGGCGCCUUCUAAGAUUUUUAAGUUGAAAAUGCUUGAAACAAAGAAGGCAGAGUUGGCGAGGAACAAGUUGGUCACUGAAGCGAAAGGGAAGGGGGUUAUAAGAGAAACUCGGGCGGACGACCACCAAAUUAUGUGUGAAUGUGGUAGUAAAGAAAUCUCGGAGGACAUGAUAUGCUGUGAUUUAUGCGAAGGUUGGCAACAUACUGAAUGCUACGGGUUUACUUCCACCCAGGACCCACGUAUCCCGGAUUAUCAUGUUUGCUAUUCUUGUCUGCUUUCCAGGUUUGAGGAAAGGCUUCUAGAAGAGAUGCGUGCGUUGGCAUUGUUCCGGAGAGCUGUGAAACUUGUCUGGGACAAAGGCUCUUUUCUGGCGACUAACAGGGCCUUUUCAAAUGCUCUUGGUAUGUCAUUGUUGGCUGUUCCUCUAUCGCGCGCUCUGUUCUGAAUACCCAAGCUUAUGACCGAACAGGAUGUGACCUACCAACGGCAUCACAGAUUACAAGGCGCCUCUUGGAAGAAGGAUUCAUUGCCCUCGCUUCCGUCACCCGGACUGGGCGUCAAAGGAAAGCAGUGAACGGGGGCCCUGUCAAGUAUAGUGUCGUCAAAACACCCGAGGUGGCGAAGAUAAAAGAGGUCCAAUACUUUGAUCCGCUAGUCAAGAUAUCCCACCACGUACUCCCCCCCUCCACCAUCAGACAAUAAGUCACUAAUACCUGCAAAGUUUGAAAAUCCUAGUCGUCGUGAGAAUCUCCAUGAGUCUCUUCUAAAAGACGCUCCAGCCAUGAAGCUUUCAGAUAACAUACCUCCUGGGUACGAUGAAAGUGGUGUCGAAGAUAGUCAAGCAUUUGAGAGCCAUUUCGAAGAGGCUAUUGUGAUUUCAGAAUCAAACCGCGAGGCACCCGAGCGACAAGCGGACAUGGACUCCACAGCUGACGAGGAAGAGCUCCCGCGAUCCAAAGCAUAUCAUACUCAGCCAAAUCUAGACGCCCCAGCAGAUGAAACCAGCAAGACAAACAAUAGAGUCACAUCCAGCACGCACCAAAGCUCCGGCGAAGGGUUGGGGACGUCAGAGCUAAUUCGGGAUCCACCGGAGGCCCCAAGCCAACCUAGGGUCAACGUUAGUGCUGUUUCUUUCGAUGUUUAUGUUGGAUACGACACUGAAGGAUAGGCCGAACAACCAUCUACAAUACACCACUUGAAUUUUCUUUUUCUCUCUCCUACAACUUCCAACCCAUGCGCCGCAGUAUGGGCUCUGGUGCCAAGUAGGCGGAACCUCCACAUUUGCUGUGCGCGGGUUGAUCUGAUCCAGUAGAAAUAUAUUAUUUUGC
Messenger RNA from Tuber aestivum (summer truffle), 3161 nucleotides. The record is from the annotation of a GenBank genome assembly. NCBI's taxonomy places the organism in Eukaryota, Fungi, Ascomycota, Pezizomycetes, Pezizales, Tuberaceae.